Messenger RNA from Trichoderma atroviride IMI 206040, 288 nucleotides. RefSeq lists its product as uncharacterized. The record is from RefSeq and is a predicted model, not a curated record. NCBI's taxonomy places the organism in Eukaryota, Fungi, Ascomycota, Sordariomycetes, Hypocreales, Hypocreaceae.
GACGACAAGACCAACACUGGCAACGCCGGCAACGUGACUGACCAGGCCACCGGCACCGCGCAAUUCGCCACCGGCAUCCUUGGCAACACGGUCGGCGGCCUGACCCGCACUGUUGGCGGAGUCGCCGGUGCAGCAACCCGCGGCUUGGGCGGCACUGUGAGCAGCGUCACUGGCGAUGCUGGCCGGCCUGUGGGAGAUGCGGUGGGCAAUAUCGGCACGGGCCUGGAGGGGGGCUUGGAGAGUGUUUCCAAGGGUGUGGAGGACGCUGGAAAUUGGAAGAAGCAGUAA